This is a messenger RNA of Mycetomoellerius zeteki, 687 nucleotides long. RefSeq lists its product as uncharacterized. The coding region runs from base 1 to 687 and encodes 228 amino acids. NCBI's taxonomy places the organism in Eukaryota, Metazoa, Arthropoda, Insecta, Hymenoptera, Formicidae. The transcript has a single exon. The record is from RefSeq and is a predicted model, not a curated record.
AUGAUUGCGCCACGUCGUCCUACCACGAAGGAGGCCCGAUUUCGUGCCCCAAGGACUGCGGCCGUCUUACUUAGAUGUGCGGGGAUAGAAGACAAGUCCGGGCCGUCGUAUGCAGAUGUGAUGAGGUUGGCGAGAGGCAAGAUCUCCCUGGAGGAGAUGAAUAUCGCCAAUACUCGUAUUCGGAGGGCACAGGCUGGAGGCCUUAUCAUUGAGAUUCCCGAUGGUGAGGAGGCGGGCGCCAAGGCUGAAGCGCUUGUUGACCGUCUUAAGGCUGUGCUGGACGAGAGCGAAUACAAAGACAAGGUAAGCGUUGUGCGCCCGGUCCGACGUGCGGAGAUCAGGCUAAUCGACGUUGACCAGUCUAUCUCCGCGGGGGAAGUGGCCAGGACUGUGACUACUAUUGGACAGGUUCCUAUCGAGGACAUAAGAACUGGUCCCUAUAGAUUGGGGCGUGGGGGGUUGAACACUAUAUGGGUGCAAUACUCCCUUUCAUGUGCCAAUAAAUUAUUAAGUGUUGAAUGUAUAAGACUGGGUUGGUUCUCUGCGGGUGUCGUGCCCUUGGCAAAGCGAAGACUACAGUGUUUUCGUUGCUUCGCGGUUGGGCACCAAGAUCAAUUGUCAGAGUCCGAUAGACCGUUCCGCUUGGUGCUUUCAAUGUGGAGGGAACGACGGACACAGGACUGUUGA